This is a messenger RNA of Austrofundulus limnaeus, 3404 nucleotides long. It is a transcript of the gene rab11fip1a, whose product is annotated as RAB11 family interacting protein 1 (class I) a. Gene Ontology annotation, molecular function: small GTPase binding. Gene Ontology annotation, biological process: regulated exocytosis. Bases 341 to 2365 code for a protein of 674 amino acids. The transcript has 5 exons. NCBI's taxonomy places the organism in Eukaryota, Metazoa, Chordata, Actinopteri, Cyprinodontiformes, Rivulidae. The record is from RefSeq and is a predicted model, not a curated record. Gene Ontology annotation, cellular component: intracellular membrane-bounded organelle.
GGGUGGGAACUCAUAACUUAGGGAAGUGAAGUGAACAGUGAAACUCGAGAGCAGUUCUCAAAAGCUUCCUGGUAAAACUUGUCACUUUGUAAUCAUGUUCUGGCUGGGUUACACAGGUUAGAACCUUUGUAAAAUUAUUAAGUCGACUUAACUAAACUCAAGUUUUAUAAGGGUGCUGAAGAGUAAUUUGUCGGUAAAGUGAGCUUCCUGGUGGUUCACCGAGAAGUAGGCUAGGGAAGACGAAAAACUAAACAUCAGGAAAAGAGGGACAACUCCCACGAUUUAGACUAUCUUGAGCAGUUCAGAUCAACUUUUCAGGUAAUUUAAGAACUUUUUGACGAUGUCUCUGCUCGACCAGAGCCAGCAGUCGUUUCCCACGAGUGUCCUGGUCACGGUGCAUCAGGCUCGGAACGUGCGGGUCAAGGGCAAGAAUGGCACCAACGACGCCUAUGCCAUCAUCCAGGUGGCCAAAGAUAAGUUUUCUACCGCCGUGGCCGAAAAAAGCGUGGCCCCGGUGUGGAAGGAGGAGGCUUCGUUCGACCUGCCGCUCUUCCACCCGGGAAACGCUGAGCGGUGCACGCUGUACAUCAUCAUCAUGCACCGGGCCCAGGUGGGCUUGGACAAGUUCCUGGGCCAAGCUGUGAUCAACUUAGUGGAGCUGUAUGACAACAAGUCCCGCAAAAAGACCGAGUGGUUCAAGCUGGUGAACAAGGAUAAAAAGGAGGACAAGGUGCGAGGGGAGGUGCUGCUAGAUGUCCAGUUUAUGAGAAACAACAUGUCUGCCAGCAUGUUUGACCUUUCACAGGAGGACAAACCUCGCUCUCGCAUCUCUAAGCUGAAGGACAAAGUCCGGGGAAAGAAAAAGGACGGCUUCUCUGAUUCUGCUUCAGCUAUUGUUCCCUCUGUGAACCAGGUCCUCACAGACAGUGAGGGAGAAGCUGACACACAGUCUCUUAGUCAGUCUCCACAAGGAAAGAAGAAACCUAAAUUUAAAACCCUCUUUGCCCCUAAAUCAAACUUGCAUCGAAACAUCUCGCAGUCCAUGUCUACACUUGGGACACUGCCUGAAAAGAAUUCAUCUCUCAGUGGCAGCCGCUCUUCUGGCCUCAAUGUUGAUUCUCCUGAAGGGAAAAAGAAAUUCAAAUUACUGGGACACAAACGCACAGGUAGCUCUGACAGCAAAGUGUCUCUGGGUGGUUUCUCCUUACUGGGCCGAUCCAAACAGGGCAACAAUGAUGCCAACAACCUGUGCAUCAAUGGCAGCCAUGUCUACGCUAAGGAGGCAGAAGCUAAGACUGGAUCUACACUCAGUCUAAACAGCUCAGGUCAAGGCUCUGUGGAGGAUGUCCGCAAACACACAACUGAUGCCUUUGCAGAUUCCGCUGUAAGCUUAUCUGUUCCAUCCUAUAGACAAGAAUCAGACAAAACUCUAAUGGAGCAACAGCACCAUCAAGAGGAAGAGACGAGGAGGCUGGCUGAGGAAAAGCGCAUCGCAGAAGCAAAGAGGCUGGAGGAAGAGGAGAAAUACAGGGCAGAUGCCAAGAGGCUGCAAGAGGAAGAACAACACAGACACCAAGAGGAACAGGAGAGAAGACGACGAGCCAUUGAAGAUGAAGCCAAAAGGAAGAAACAGAAGGAGGAGGAGGAAAGGAGAAAAGGAGAAGAGGAGCGCAGGAUGCUAGAAGCAGCUGAAAACCGAAAGCUUGAGGAGGAGCGUAAAAGAGCAGAGGAGCAGAAACGCCAGGAGGAGGCCUCUAUGAGCGACAGACUGUCAUCUCUGUUUGGCAUGAUCCGAGGGAGGGAGGAGAAAAAGGAGGAGGCACAACCACAAAUUAAAGAGGAGCAGCUUUCCAGCCCAGCCUCUCGCUCCGUGUCUAAAGGUCCUGAUCAACCUGUCUCCAGUCAUUCCACUAAUCCAUUUGAAGAUAUUUCCCUCAGCUCAGAUUUUCCACAUGUCGGCAAUCAAAGUCCAUCAGAUCACCAAAAACCCAACCACAACCCACAAACCCCCUCUUCCACAACGUUCCUCAACCGCACUGCUAAAGUGUCUGCAGUUAAGCCCAGGCCUCAUCCUGUGAAGCCCAUGAGCUCAGAGAGCCAGCAUCCCACCAGCAGCCCUGCUGUCAAGGAGAUCAGGGUUUGGGACACCACUCCUGGAAAGACUAAGGGGGGAGACUCAGGUGGUGGUCCUUACAGUCAGCUGACACAAGAGGAACUGAUAACACUGGUGGUCAAGCAGCAGACCGACCUGUCCAAGAAGAGCGCCAAGAUCGAGGAGCUGGAGCAGUACAUCGACAACCUGCUGGUCCGAGUCAUCGAGGAGCAACCCUCCAUCCUGCACGCGCUCAAUGCCAAGCCGGUGUGAGGGGCCGUUUUCUGACAAAUUAUAUCGCUAAAUCACCGUUUUUAUGUGCUUCUACUGUUAUCACACUGGACUCAGAGGUAUGAAUGCGUUGGAACAUUAUGCACAUUUUUCCCUUCAGAGGUAAAAAGAUUUGAAAGUGGUGGAAAAUUGUGAGAAUUAAUUUAAUUUGGCAAUCGAUAACGAUAAUAAAAAACUUUUAAGCAAAUGAAUGUAUUUGUUUUUACACUAGGGUACUAAAGUAUGAUUUAAUACAUAAGAUUCACAUUUUUAAUUUAUUUACUUUUGGUCUUUUUAAUUUUUAAAGCUGUCCUUAUUUUAAAUUAUUGCUGCCUGUUUCCCAUGCCUACUGUUCACCUAACGCGCGGUUUCAUACUUUAUUUUUGUCACUACACUGAUGAAGCCUUAAUUGUUUUGUUGAUCCUUUUUGUUUUUUUAACUAGACCAUUAAGAACAUUCCUGUCUCUGUAGUCACUACAGUAAAUGUCACAUGGCCAUUCAGUCUUUUGAAAUAUUGAUUGUGCCUGUAGCUGCAAGGAGCUGUUAAAAAAACUGUAUCAUGUACUGUGCAUAAUUAGUUACUGAAGAGUUUGUUUAAUGCACUCGUAUAGCACAAACUUUAAUUUGCAGAGAACAUAAUCAAACAGAAUUCGUCUCAAAUUGUUGAAAUACUUUAAUCACUGAUAUUUGUAUCUGUGACAUAAAGCUAGAGGUAAUCAGCAUCUAUUCAUAGAUGAACACUAACAUUCAGCUUUUGCGUCACACUCAUAAAUGUCUUCACUGGAGGCAAUUCUGAAAUAAUUGCAAUCUUUACCGCCUGUAUAUAGAACCUUCAGUCCUUUAUAUCAUUUUUAUUUCCAGUGUUUGUAUUAUGUGAAUAAUGAUAAUGAACUAUGUCUUUUAUCUGUCUGAACUAAGAGCUCAAAGAAUGUACAGCUUAAUUAAUCCAGUUUCUCUUUGACAUUUCUGUUCACGUAAACUUCUUUAAAUGUCUAUUUUCUCACCUGUUUUAUUUGAAAUAAAGUCACUAAGUAUUACAGUA